AAAAACCGGAUUCGAGACGACUUUCUACAAGGCUAUGCAAAAACUCAUUAAAUUAUUAAGUUUCAUCAGAUUUAUAUUCGCCAGAAGUGCUGCAAAGUCUACAAAAGCUUGUUAUUUGUUAUCUGAUAAAAUCGUAACAGUUCAACAUGAACUUAAAGUUAGCAGAUCUUGAAUCGCAAUAUUCGAAAGACAAAGAUCUUAAGAAAGUGGAUGUAGAGGCACUGAUAGACUGGGUGAAUAAACAACCACAUCUUCCAAAAAUAAAUGAGUUACAAGCAAUUCUAUUUCUUCACAGUUGUUAUUAUAGCAACGAGGCAGCUAAAGUCACCAUCGACAAUUACUUCACAUCGAAAACAGUUUUUCAUAUGUUUAGAAACAGAGAUCCUUCGUCCCCACCGGUACAGACCACCAUUGAUAUUGCGCUAUGUGCGAAUCUUCCAAAAACAACGCCAGAAGGCUAUACAGUGUACCUUUUUAAACUUAUAAACAAAAACCCAAGUAACUUUAAUCUUGAAAAUAUAUAUAGAUAUUUCGAUAUGAUGGUCAUGCUGGAACGGUACCAAAAUGGCGUUUCCAAUGGUCACGUGAUAUUAUUAGAUUGUACAGGCUGGUCGCUAGGUCACACUGCUAGAGUAAAUCCGCUCGUAUUAAAAAAUUUCUUCUAUUACUUACAAGAAGCUAUGCCUGUAAGAUUAAAGGGGCUCCAUUUUUAUAACCUCGGGUCAUUUAUUGAUGCUAUUAUGGCUUUAAUAAAACCCUUGCUCAAGAAGGAGACUGCAGAGAAGAUACAUAUACACGACUCUCUAGAUAGUGUAACUAAUUUUGUAUGUUUAGAAUGUUUACCUGAGGAUUAUGGUGGAUCGGUUGAAAGUACAACUGUAUUACAUGAUAAAAUGCAAAACGACCUUUUAAAAAAUAAAGCGUUUUUUGAAUGGGAAGAAACUUUCACUGUCGACGAAAAGAAAAGACCUGGCGAGAAAUGGAAGAAUAUUGAUAUUUAUGGGACAGAAGAAUUUUACGCUUCUAUUGUGAUACCACUUGGACGACAUAAAAAAAGUCAACGUUAA
Zophobas morio is the source of this 1067-nucleotide messenger RNA. RefSeq names its product alpha-tocopherol transfer protein-like. Gene Ontology annotation, cellular component: membrane. Bases 147 to 1067 code for a protein of 306 amino acids. Gene Ontology annotation, molecular function: phosphatidylinositol bisphosphate binding. The record is from RefSeq and is a predicted model, not a curated record. Lineage: Eukaryota; Metazoa; Arthropoda; Insecta; Coleoptera; Tenebrionidae. The transcript has 6 exons.